Cannabis sativa is the source of this 2233-nucleotide messenger RNA. RefSeq names its product transcription initiation factor TFIID subunit 8. Gene Ontology annotation, molecular function: protein heterodimerization activity. The transcript has a single exon. Gene Ontology annotation, cellular component: transcription factor TFIID complex. Lineage: Eukaryota; Viridiplantae; Streptophyta; Magnoliopsida; Rosales; Cannabaceae. The coding region runs from base 839 to 1975 and encodes 378 amino acids. The record is from RefSeq and is a predicted model, not a curated record.
CAAACUAAGCGAGUAGAGUUGAUGUAGUAAUCGAGCGAGUGGGGGUACAAUGGCGCCGGUUCUCAUUGGUGGAAGCCGUUUAGUGAGCUGUAUAAAACUAGAUCCCAAAACGACCACACCUCUCUCCAUUUCUCACCUCUCCACUCACUCAACUCAACUCGCUCUUCAAAUUUUCGUUUUCUUCCUCUUCUUCUUCUUCGUUUUUAGGGUCUUACCAGGGUUUUAUAUGAUCGAAUUUUAAAUAUUUUUUUUAAUUUAAAAUUGCUUAAUUUUUCUUUGUUCAAUUCUCAAUUUCGAAUCACAUGUUUCGGUUCAAAAUUCAAAAACCCUAGUCAGCUCUCCGUUUUCUAGGGUUGUCGAUUUUUUCUGCAGUUUAAUUCCAAUUGUACUCUAUUCUUGUACGCUGAAGUUCGUUAAUUCUGGUAAGACUCUCGAAAUUCUGCUUUCUUUCUUUCGUUCUUCCCAUUUUUGGAUCUUUCGGCUUUCUUUCUUUCUUUCUUUCUCUGUCUCUGUGCUUCGUAUAUACCCAGAACAGGGAUUUUAUUUAUUGCAACGGGAAGAUUUUGAAUUUUCCUGUUCUUUGGCUUGGGAAGACACCUGGGUCGGUGGACAUUUUCGACUCUUUCAACUGCUCUAGAUCUUACUGUAUUUGUUGGUUUGGAUAUUCAAAGUGGGGGAUUUUAGAUUCUUGUACUUUCUGUUUGCGAAUUAGUCAACUCGAGCUGAAUUACUAGAAGGAUACCUGGGUCAGUGGAGAUUUUGGGUUUCAUGAGCUGUGUUAUGAUACAUUGCGAAGAGCUCGAGUAAAUGGGUUUAAUUAUGUUGGCCCAAGAAAAAGAUGAAUGAUAUGAAGGAUUUGAAUAUGAACCAUGGAGAUGUGGAUGGUACGAGAGUGAAUGAACAAGGAGGAGCUGCGCCAAGAAGACCUGGAGCUGACGAUUUCGGCCGUGCGGUAUCUAAGAUUGUAGUUGCUCAGAUAUGUGAAAACGUGGGGUUUCAGAGCUCCAAGGAGUCUGCUUUGGAUGCUCUUGCUGAUAUAGCUAUCAGAUACCUAUGUGACUUGGGAAAGAUGGCGUACUUUUAUGCUAACUUAACUGGAAGAACAGAGUGCAAUGUGUUUGAUAUUAUUAGAGCUCUGGAAGUUUUGGAAGCAUCACAAGGUUUUGUAGGGGCUUCGGAUGUUAGCCAUUGUUUAGCAAGUUCAGGAGUGGUAAAGGACAUUGCUGAUUAUGUGAGCUCAGCUGAGGAGAUUCCUUUUGCUCGGCCGGUGCCACGGUUUCCGGUGCUGAAGAAUCGGAGAUUAAUUCCAAGUUUUGCACAAAUGGGUGAGAACCCACCUGGCCAUCACAUACCAUCUUGGUUGCCUGCUUUCCCUGAUCCUCACACUUAUAUUCACACCCCCAUGUGGGAUGAGAAGAAUGCGGAUCCUCGUGCUCAUAAGAUUGAACAUGCUAGGCAGAGGAGAAAGGCUGAAAGGUCUUUGUUGAGUUUGCAGCAGCGUUUAGUCUGUAAUGGCUCCUUGGGCACUUCUGCUUCUCUCUCAUUACCUAGUGCUGAAAAUGGAUUGCAGCAGGUUGAAAGAAACCCUUUUCUUGAACCACCUAUGAAUUCAGGGGAGAUAGAUGUUUCUCCGGUUGUCUGUCCAGAGAAGCUUUCAGACAAGAAGGGAAACCAUCCUUCUGUUCUAGAGGCAUUUGCACCGGCCAUUGAAGCUGUAAAGAGUGGGUUUUCAGACGAUGGAGAAGAUGAGAGAAAAAUUCUUCCUGAUCCUAAUGUGAGGUCUGCUGUUCAUUUCAAGUUCAGAACGGCCAAGAAGUACUUUGGUGAAUCUUUGGAUUUGAACCUUCAGAAGAAGGGUGUUGGCAGACCUGCGUACUGGUUUGGGAGGGACGAUGAGAGGGAUGAUAAGAAGAGGAGGGCUGAGUAUAUUCUUAGGCAAUCUAUGGAAAAUCCACAGGAACUCAACCAAUUGUAGAUUAAUCUUGUUGAUUGGCUUUUUUCAUGGGCAUUCUGUUUCUUAGAAGUUGGUAUUAGAAUUGGGAUCUAGGAUGUCAUAAGUGGAUAUACUGUUAUCGAUAAUUCUGUAGUGCCUUACUUACUUGUAGUCCCAUUCUAACAAUUUUUUUUAGGUAAUGUGAAUUAAUUUUUCAACUCCAUUUGCGUUUUAAUCUGUGAACUAUCACUAUUUUGCAAAUUUGCAAUGAAGUUUAUGCUGCUUCCAUCCUUACAAAAA